CUCUCUGAUCCACCCCACACCGGGACUGAUCUGUGAGGGAAGCUGUUUUAACUUUCCAAAAAGGCAACGCGGCAACGUUUAUGUCGACUUUCAUGCCACCCUAUUCAACAGAGCCUUCUUUUUUAAAGAGGGGGAAGACUGCGAGGCAGCGGCGGCGGUGUUUGGCGAGCGGAAACCUGUGAAAAAAUCCACAGAAGUGGCGGUAGGCUGUGUCCACAGAUGAUAAAGUCUCCAAAAUGUUCAGUGUUUUUCUUUGGGCGAUACCAUCAGCACCCCUGCCAUAAUGCACAGGCGAAAACAAGCGAGUCGUUGCGUCUGCCAAACAAUAUUUGGACUGACAAGAACUCAAAGAUCACAGUUUUGAAUGCCAUUAGCGCCUUCCUAGGCAUCCACCGCAAGCCACCGAAGAGCAUAUCCUGUCCCAUUACAGCCUCCACUCCUCCGUCUCCUCUCUAGAGAUAACCACAAAAAGCCGCCUCCCACUGACCCUUUGACCCCUUUUUGCUAUGGAGAAUCUAAGUGAGCUCCAGAAUCCCCUGCUGGACAAGAACAGUAAGCAUGUGGUCAACGGUUAUGGAGGCGACUUCCCUAACAACCAGUACCAGGAGAAUAUCAUCAAUUACUUCGUCGGUGGCGGAGGUGAGGGAGGAGUAGGAGGAGGAGGAAAAAUGAAUAAUGGCAAUGUAGUCAGCGGAGGCAGUUACAGCACCAAUGGGAAGACGAAAUCGCAGCAGCUUUUGGACGCCACGUCUCUGCACCUGGCAGUGGAGGCCUUCUACAGGCCCAACUUCAUCCUGUACAAGGAGGACAGUGGCAGCAUCAAGGCUAAGGAAUACAAAAGCGAAUGUUGCGAGACUACCUUCAUGGAGAAGAAAGGGAACGAGGUGUGUAGCACGGCGGGGGCAGAUACGCCUGCCACCGAGGACCCCCAGGCCAAGCUGCUCGAGGACGGAGAGCACGUCAAGAUCCAGACUGUUUCCUAUGAAGUCGAGGAGGAAGAGUACGUGGAGUAUGAGACAGACUGCUCCAGUGACAGCGAGAGUGAGGAUAACUUCAUAGUCGUCCCACCGCGAGACCACCUGGGUCUGGCCAUCUUCUCUAUGCUCUGCUGCUUCUGGCCUCUGGGAAUUGCAGCCUUUUACUUCUCACAGGGGACCACCAAGGCGGUGAAUAAAGGUGACUUCCCGCUGGCCAACAUCGCCUCCCGAAGGGCUUUGUUCCUGGCUGCCCUCUCCAUCACUAUAGGCACCGGUGUGUACGUGGGGGUUGUGGUAGCCCUCAUUGCCUACCUUUCUAAACCAGGACACAUAUAGCAGCAGCACCUUCCUGCCACACCGCCAGGGAGACUAGGGAGAGCAAAACCCCUCUGGGAACAGAACUGCUGCUGCAGAUUUCGAGGAAAGUGUUUUGGUUUUUUUUCUCUUUCUUUUUUUUUUUUUUUUUUGGGGCGGGGGUGUACAG
Molecule: messenger RNA, 1461 nt
Organism: Myripristis murdjan (pinecone soldierfish)
Lineage: Eukaryota; Metazoa; Chordata; Actinopteri; Holocentriformes; Holocentridae
Gene: syndig1l
Product: synapse differentiation inducing 1-like
Exons: 4
Coding region: 507-1313 (268 amino acids)
Cellular component (GO): membrane; intracellular membrane-bounded organelle
Source: RefSeq, a predicted model, not a curated record